Molecule: messenger RNA, 2028 nt
Organism: Aspergillus nidulans FGSC A4
Lineage: Eukaryota; Fungi; Ascomycota; Eurotiomycetes; Eurotiales; Aspergillaceae
Exons: 4
Coding region: 1-2028 (675 amino acids)
Molecular function (GO): FAD binding; oxidoreductase activity
Source: RefSeq, a predicted model, not a curated record
AUGGCGUGUACCGUCCCACCGAAGACAUGGGAGAGCGGCUUCGCUUGUCCUGCAGAGACAUAUUCAUGGGGGGACAAGAGGAACUACAUCACGGAGACCGGCGAACAAGCGCACUAUAGACUCCCCGUCCACAUCGAUGCUCCUACUUCGACCAUAGGGAACGCUCUGGGACUGACGCAUCUUCGGACAUGGCCGAGCCUAUACGAUGGAACGGCGUACCAGAGGCCGGAAUGGUUUAAGCCGGCAGAAGAGGUGGAUGUCUUGAUUUGCGGUGAUAAAGCAAGUACACCGUGCCUCUCCGGCCGAGCUGACGCCGUUCACCCACGAGCCAAUGAGCACCUCCACUCCUGGGGCAUCUCCCAUGAGGCCACCGAAGAAGGGCCGCUGAUCAACUCGACGGCCAUCUACAGCAGGGGCGUCAAGCUGCGUCACAACAAUCACCCCAUCAGCGAUUCCAGGUACAGAGGCUCCAGCGUCAUCACACAGGGACAGCUCGAGAGGAUCUACAUUCGGGACCUUCUGCGGCACCGCGUCAUCGUCGAGAGGGAGACACUCGUGAAGGAGUUUCAGGUGCAGGAAGCUGGAGCGGAGGCGACACACCCGGUGCGCGCGACGCUGAGAAAUGUUGCAACAGGAAAGGAAGAGACUGUUCGGGCUCAGUACCUGAUUGGUGCUGACGGUGCGGCCAGCAACAUCCGCGAACAGAUGAAGGUACCGUUUGACGGGCUAGGAACGGAUAUUUACUGGGCAAUCAUCGACUGUCAAUUUAAGACAGACUAUCCGCAUCUGUUUGGUAUGAGCAUGAUCACCAGUGAGCAUGGGGGGUGCAUUGUCAUCCCACGCGAAGAGGGAUUCACCCGUUUCUACAUCCAGGUCAACGAGGAGACAGCGCGCCGUCUGCAUCAGACGCGGCAAUCCAGACGGAAUGCCUCUUCUGUGGGCACAAUGCGCGUCGACGAUCACGGUAUCACGCCUGACGAAGCCCUCGAACAGCUGCGGAAGAUCCUGGCGCCCUGGACAGUCGAAUUCGCUUCACCGAUCAGCUGGUUCUCUGUAUGGAAAGUCAACGAGCGCGUCGCCCGUCACUUCUCGUCGCCCGAUCUGCGUGUGCACCUCGGGGGCGACGCAGCACACGUCCACAGUGUUCUGGGAGCAUUCGGCCUCAACUCUUCAAUAUACGACGCCGCCAAUCUGGGCUGGAAGCUCGGGCUCUGCAUCAGGAAGCAGGCUCUACCAUCCGUCAUCUUACCGACGUAUGACAGCGAACGCCGGCUUGCAGCAAACCGAGUGAUCCGCUGUUCGGGGGCAUAUCUGCGCUUCCUAUGCAACUCGCAUCUUCCUCUAGCAUCGCUGCGAGGUCUCCACGAUGAACUCGAAUCCCAUGACGAGCGCCUUCCGAAGAUUGACGGUAGUAUCGAGGCAGACUCGCAGUUCAUGGGCACCUUCUACAGACAGAACUCAGGGUUCCUCAUGGGGCUCGAGUUCCCCAUAAUCGAAUCUGCGAUAACCCAUCCCGACCCUGAGAAGCAGCCAUUAGCUGUUCGCAACGGCGCUCGUGCUCCAAGUCCUCGGUUCGGCGGGAAAAAUAGGUUCAAUGUCGUUCUCGUCGCAAAGGCCCUGCCCUACCAGAUCGCCGAAUUGCUGGGCCCACGUAAUGGCCAGGGCGAUGAACUCGAGCAACUCCGAGGACAUGCAACAUUCAUAUACGAUGACCGAGCCCCUGAUGACGAUGCCCACUACUGGUACGGCGUAAAUCACGCCCGCGGAGCCGUCGCCGUCGUACGUCCGGAUCUCGCUCUUGGGGUCAGCAUUUGGCCGGACGAGGUAGAGAAACUUGAAGCUUACUUUGCAGGAUUUUUGGUAAAGCAGGACGUCACCGUCUCUGAGGGUGGGAAUUCCAAGACAAGUCAGGUAGAGUUUUCCAGCCAGGAAACUAAUGGGACGGAGAAGUCUAGAGCUGCAUCGAGUGCUGCCAACCGUCCAAAACGCUCGCUUCGUUCUUGGUUUGCGAGCAUGUUGGCUCUCUGA